Molecule: messenger RNA, 3722 nt
Organism: Misgurnus anguillicaudatus (oriental weatherfish)
Lineage: Eukaryota; Metazoa; Chordata; Actinopteri; Cypriniformes; Cobitidae
Source: RefSeq, a predicted model, not a curated record
CAGGGCUGAUUGCAGGGUUACCGCGCCCAUCUCUCCGUCUGAUGGCCGGAUGAGAGGUGAACUGGAGAGAAGCGCUCCUUCAAGGAAGGCAACGGGAAGUGGCCGCCGACGGACUUAUUCGCUGACCAAAAUCUCCUUUCGGACACCCAUGACUUCUAUUUUCAAUCGCAGUUGAGAUCUCCGUCUCUUCCCCUCUCGAACAGACUCGUUUCCCGCCCUCCGGAGCGAGUUAUUUCUGAAAAAGUGGACUCGUUUGAGAACUACCGCUGCUAGUUAGCGAGCUAGCUCGUCUUGUUCGUUGAUGCGUGGAUUUGACAGCCACACCGUCCUUUUUUUCGGUCAAUGACAUAUAAACGAAGGCCAUCUACGACAGAGAACAGAUCAGAACGUGUCCCGGUAGCAGGAGUGAGGAAGAGCUUUAGAAGAGGAAAAUGAGUGAACUGGAUCAGUUACGCCAGGAGGCCGAGCAGCUGAAGAAUCAGAUCAGAGAUGCAAGGAAAGCUUGUGCAGAUGCUACACUAUCACAGAUCACAGCCAACAUCGACCCCGUUGGCCGAAUCCAGAUGCGCACAAGGAGAACACUGCGAGGACAUUUGGCUAAAAUCUACGCCAUGCACUGGGGCACGGAUUCCAGGCUUCUGGUCAGUGCCUCCCAGGAUGGAAAACUCAUUAUCUGGGACAGUUACACCACAAAUAAGGUCCAUGCCAUUCCUCUGCGCUCAUCCUGGGUGAUGACCUGUGCCUACGCUCCUUCAGGUAAUUACGUGGCCUGCGGAGGACUGGACAACAUCUGCUCCAUUUACAGCCUGAAGACUCGCGAGGGGAACGUGCGUGUUAGCCGCGAGCUGGCCGGACACACAGGAUACCUCUCCUGCUGCCGCUUCCUUGAUGACAACCAGAUUGUUACAAGUUCUGGCGACACCACCUGUGCUCUCUGGGACAUCGAGACCGGUCAGCAGACGACAACUUUCGCCGGCCACACCGGCGAUGUCAUGAGCCUCUCUCUGGCUCCAGACACCAGGCUGUUUGUGUCCGGUGCCUGCGACGCUUCUGCUAAACUCUGGGACAUCCGUGAGGGCAUGUGCAGACAGACCUUCACCGGCCACGAGUCCGACAUUAAUGCCAUUUGUUUCUUCCCUAAUGGCAACGCUUUUGCCACCGGCUCCGAUGACGCCACCUGCCGCCUCUUUGACCUGCGUGCCGACCAGGAGCUCAUGGUGUACUCCCACGACAACAUCAUCUGCGGCAUAACCUCCGUGGCCUUCUCCAAGAGCGGCCGCCUGUUGCUCGCCGGCUACGACGACUUUAACUGCAACGUGUGGGACACCCUGAAGGCCGACCGCGCUGGUGUUCUGGCCGGCCACGACAACCGAGUAAGCUGUCUGGGUGUAACUGAUGAUGGUAUGGCAGUGGCUACAGGGUCCUGGGACAGCUUCCUCAAAAUCUGGAACUGAAUGCUGAAGGUGCUUUCAAUACAACAUGUCCAAUACAAUAUCAUUUGAACUCCAAAGUUGACUGGAAGACCAUUCCAACUUUAGAAUGUUAAAUUUCACAGCAUCGUCAACAACACCACCACCACCAACCAUCACCUUAUAAAACUGACUGACACCACCAUGAAAAGAAACAAAACUUCUAAGGGAUGCCUUUCCUACACCAAGAAGAGCACAAUUCGUUUUAUCACCCGGCUUAAAAAAAAUAAUAAAGAUAAAGAAGAAUUCCUGUGGUAUCAGAUGAAUAACUUGCAUUCCCUCUCGGACCAUCUUUGUCACCCUGUAACAGAAAACAACACUAUCAUCCCACGCUUAUAUAUCAUGUGUCUAGGAAGCAAAUGUUGGAGUGUAAUUGUACAAAUUAUUUAACUCUUCUUAUUUUUUGUUUUGUUUCUUUUAUCUGAUAGUUCAUCUUAGAUCUUUUUCCUCUUAUUUUUGGUUCUCUUUAGAUAUGUUUCUGAUUAGAAAAAUCUUUUAAUCCUGUUAUAAAACCACGUGAAAAACACAAGUCGUGUGUAACGCUGAAAGUAGACCAGGAUGAAAAAGCAGCUUUUUUGAAAAUGCCAAUCAUACGUUGUUUUUUUUUCUUUUGUGCGCUAAUGGUUGUGUAGUUUCAUGAUCGUGACUUAAGCAAGAAGAAGAGUACACGCGCCCUCCUGCGAGAUCAUAAUUCAUAUUCUCGGGCGGCCCCCAAGCAGCUUUCGACUCAAAACCGUUCCGAUUGUUAACGAUUACCACCGCUGGGCUGUUGCCAAUAACCGGGUUAAUAAAAACAGCCUUGGCUUUUUAAAAAUGUAAUGAUCUGUGCAUUAGUUGAACUUUUCAGUGUGAAUCCUGGUCCUUUGUCAUUAAAGAAAAAAAUGCCAUAUCUCUUUUUAAAUACUUUCUGAGUCUGAUGCGUCAUUUCUCUUCGAAUGGCCGUUUGUAAAUAUGGGUAUCGGACUUGCACGCGAAUGCAGCAUUAUUAUCCUAGCUAACGUUUCUUUCCAGUCUCGUCACAGCUUUGUUUGCACAAUAAGAAACUUGACUAACGUUUUAAGCGUUAACUAACCAAGCACAUGCCGUUAAUCACAUUGAAUGCUAAUUUUAACGUAGAAAACGCACAAAAAAAGUAGAAAAAAAUAAAAAUGUAUCAAUUAAAAAAAAUGCAGUCCUCUCUUUCAUUGGAUUAAAAACUGUUUAAGCUAACCCCUUAGCUUAUCUUCUGGUCUUACGUUUGUUUCUUGGUUCCUUUAAGGUUUUGGCUUGGAUUCUGAUUUUUUAUUUUUUGGAUGGUUUUUCAUCGGGGGGUGGGUGGGUGGGUUGGGAUGUUAGUUUUAAUUUCAGUGGUGUCUGUGUUUGGAAAAACAAGAUUUUUUUAAGCCCAGUUCCAGAAAGAGAACAGAGAGCCCUGUCUGUGCUUGGAAAUACAGUUACUACUAUGUGAAUGAAAUGUUGUACAAAUCAAUGUCUGAAAAUAAUGAUGAUUCUGCAAUUUUUAAGUUAAGCGUUUUAUUUCAGCUGCCAUGAAUUAACGUAGUCGCAUGCUGUAGAAUUUGCUUAAACGGGCGCUGACGUCUUUAGGCCCCGCCUACUUCCACCAGGACGGCAAAACCGAUAUGUGAAACUGAGAAAUUUCGAUCGUUAAAACUUUUAUUCCAAAUGUUUUAGACAUGCUGUGCAUACAUCCUUUACUUUGACCGGCCAAGCUAUGCACCGACGUGAGAAAUCGAGAGGGAGAAACAAUUUAACCGCAGUCGACGUGUAAAACAUGGCCAAAACCAGUUUCAAAAGCGUCCCAUCUAAGAGUACAUAAAACCCUUUUGUGCGAGUUUUUUAAAUAAAACGUUUGAUUGGAAAUCACCACAAACUUUUUUUUUUUUUUUGCUUUUUUCAAUCUUUUUGAAUGGCAUCUGAUAUGGCAGAAUAUUCUUUUGGUUUUUUCCACUGUAAACAGAUGCACUUUCUUUAAUAGUUGUGACUUUUUUAUUGUUUUUUCCUUUCUCUGCGAUAAUGUACAAUAAUUGUGAUGUAUUUGUGUGUGCUGCCACCAGUAAAGAUUAAUUGCAGUUCAAUUAAAAUGGAUUCCCCUUAUUUUCUCUCUUCAUUAAUAACUGUAGAUCUCAGCACUCCCUAUCUCACCUUUUGUAUUUAAUUUCAGUCUGUCGGUGUAACAGAAAGCUGGAUGCAACAUAGAUACUAUAUUAAAAUGUACUGUUAUUUAAGAUGUAAUAAAAACGAGUUUGAGAUGUC